Messenger RNA from Annulohypoxylon truncatum, 902 nucleotides. RefSeq lists its product as uncharacterized. NCBI's taxonomy places the organism in Eukaryota, Fungi, Ascomycota, Sordariomycetes, Xylariales, Hypoxylaceae. The record is from RefSeq and is a predicted model, not a curated record. The annotation marks the transcript as partial. The transcript is spliced from 2 exons. Gene Ontology annotation, cellular component: mitochondrion.
AGAGCCGUCGUCGAAAAUGUCUCGACAGGGCGGCCCCUCGUGCGAACGCUAGCAAAACACCUCCUUUGCCCGUUCACGAACCCGCGCCGCUUCUUCGCGACGCGACCCGUCUUCGUCGUCUGGACCGUCUACGCGGGCACGUAUUUCACGGCCAACGUAAGCGAGACCGUGAUAGAACGGUUCUUCCACCCGGACCGGAUGGCGCUGACGGGAACCCUCGUCUCGACCGCCGUGUUCCUCGUCAACACGCCGCUGAGCGUCUGGAAGGACGUGCGCUUCGCUCAGUUCUUCGGCAGACGCGCCUCUGCCGCCGCCGCCGCGAGCCCAAGCCCGAGCAGCCGGGGUUCGAGUUCGGCGGCGAAUAGCCGAGCACUGGUCCCCCGCGGCAUGCCGGUGUCGGUGAGCGCGGCGUUCCUGGCGCGCGACAUCAUCACGGUAUUCGGCAGCUUCGCGCUCGCGCCGCAGGUCGCGGGGCUCUUACCCGACAGCGUGGCGCAGACGGCGCAGGCGAAAGCCGACGUGGCGCAGCUGGUCGUUCCCGCCGCGACGCAGGUCGUGGCCACGCCGGCGCACCUGCUGGGCCUGGACCUGUUCAACCGGCCGGACACGAACGGGAUCGCGGAUCGGAUCGGCGGCGCGAGACGGAAAUUGCUGUCUACGAUGACGAUGCGGGCGGUUAGGCUUGUGCCGGCGUGGGGGGUGGGGAUUAUUUUGAAUAAUCAUUUACGGGGUUCUUAUAGAGAGGGUAGACCGGGUGUUUUAGAGUAGAAUUUUGAUAUAAAACAUUAAGAAUUUGAAAAUAAGAGGCUUGAUUAUUGAAUGAAUGGAUGAAUGUAUGGAAGACCUUUCCUUACAAAGGGCGAUAGCCGUAGCAUCCGCCACCACGCCAAAUCACUUUCACA